AUGAAGAUAACUUUUAUAAGCGACUCAUUAUCCUCUGUAUUUGAAAAACUAGGUAGAAUUAUAGCACGAUGUCCAAUUCACAUUAUUAUUGCGUCAGUGCUUCUAUCAGUACUACUUUCAUUGGGAUUACUCAAACUGAAAACAUCAGAACAUGUAGAUUAUCUAGUAAAGUCUGACAGAGGAAAAAUCUUCAGAAAUAAACAGUUUAUUGAAAAAACAUUUCCUAUAAACACAUCCGAAUUUUACGAUUUCACGAGAAUUACCGAUCGCCCACAAGCGGCAAUGGUUUACAUUAAAAAUAAAUACGGAAACAAUUUGAUACAAAAAGACAAUUUACUCGAAAUUCAACACUUGGAUGAAAUUAUUAAGAACAUAACGAUAGUUGUAAAUGAAAAAGUAAUAAAUUACAGUGUAAUAUGUGGAAUUGUGAACAAGAAGUGCAUGGAAAAUCCCAUAAUAAAUAUAAUGUCAGAAAUGGAUUAUCUACUUUCUGGAAGAAAAAAGUUGAAAUUUCCUAUUCAAAUUGAUCCGUUUACUUACAAAUACAAUAUUUGGUUAUUUAACUUUGGGGGAGUAAAAUAUGACGAGGAAGGAUAUGUUAAAGAAGUAGAAUGUAUGAGACUUGUUUAUCCUGUUGACGAAUCUGAUUUCAAUAAAACACAUUGGAUUCGGGAAUGGCGUAAAGCGUUUUUGUCGAAUGUCAACAAAUUAAACUUUCAUUCUAUUGAAGUAUACCCGUGUCCAAUAUUAGCUACUGAAUUAGAUGUUGAAGUUCUUGCUAAGCAGAUUACACCUUUGAUAAGUGUGGCUUUUAUUGUGGCAACAUUUUUUUGCGUAAUGACGUACAUGACGAAUAGUUGGGUAAGAAGUAAGCCGUGGAUGGGAAUUGCUGCAGUUGUUUCUGCUGGAUUAGCAGUUGUUUCUUCUUUCGGACUGAUGGGUGCAUGCGGAGUAGAAAACAUUAAGUAUAAUAUUAUUCUACCGUUUCUAAUUUUCGCUACAGAGAUAGACGACGCCUUCGUUAUAGUUGCAAAUUGGAGAAUUACAGAUGUUGAAGAUAGCGUGGAAGCACGAAUGGGAAAAACUUACUCUAAAUCUGCAGUUUCUAUUACCAUAACAACUUUGACAAACAUUUUAUCUUUCUGCAUUGCUAUGACUGCAGAGUUUCCUGGUGUGAGAGCCUUCUCUUAUUACGCUACGACUUGCGUUUGCUUCACUUAUUUGUACCAGAUUCUGUUUUUCGGAUCGUGUCUAGCUCUUAGUGGAUACAGAGAAGUUAAAUCAUUAAAUGCAUUUACAUUCAAAGUUGCAAAAGAAAGAAGCAAUGAAAAUCAAUCAAGUGAGAAAAAUGAAUUAGCUUUCAUGAACUUUUUCAGAGAAUAUUUCGCUGAAUUUCUUUCUUAUUCAUUCACUAAAGUAAUGAUUAUUAUUUUGUACAUUGUUAAUCUUACCAUCGGUAUUUGGGGAGUAACUUUUCUACAUGAGGGAUUAAAUACUUUUAAAUUUUAUUCAAAUGAUUCUAAAAUAACAGAAGGAUACCGAAUAUUUUAUGGCGACUUUACAGAAUUUGCAUUUCCUGUUCAAAUUGUCAUAAACAAAACAUUAGAUUAUUCUCAGGAAGACGUUCAGAAAUCAAUUGAAAAUAUAAUGUUAAAAUUUAAAUCUCACCCAAACGUCGCCGGUUCGGAAUUCGAAUUUUCCUGGUUGAAAUAUUACAAAGAAUUUCAGAAUCAUCCGGUCUCAAAAUUUGCCUUAAGAGGUUAUGACAUGACACAAAAACAAGAUUUCAUUGAUGGCCUUCGCAAUGUGUUCUUGAGAAUUAAAGCAGCCAAACAGUUUUCAAAUGAUAUUGUUUUUAACAACAAUUAUACAGACAUUACAUGCAGUCGAUUUUUCUUGGUAACUAAAAAUAUUACUCAUGGACAGACUGAGCGUACAGUAAUUAUUGACAUGAUGCAAUUAGCGGAACAAUCAGAUUUACCAAUUAUUAUCCAUUCCUAUUUUUCUUCAUCGAUAGAACAAAGUAUUAUCACCAAACAAAUUACUCUUCAGUUAUUUUGGUUAACAGCUGUUGUACUAUUUGUUGUUUUUCUUUCGUUUGUUCCAAACAUUGUUUGUGGAAUAAUUGUUGCAAUAGCUGUUGUUUCAAUAAUUGUCGAAACCGUUGGCUACAUGUCGUUAUGGGCUGUCAAUCUUGACGUUUUUUCAAUGAUGGCCAUAAUACUUUGUAACGGAUUUUGCGUUAAUUAUCCGACUCACAUAUCUUAUGCUUUUCUGACUUCGUCACAUUCUAAUUCGAAAGAAAAGCUUAAGGAAUCGCUUUUUCACGUUGGUUUUCCUAUUCUUCAAGGCUCUAUUUCCACAAUUAUCGUAUUACUUAUAUUUUUAUAUAGUAGUAUGUACGCAUACACCACCUUCGUGAAAAUCGUUGUUCUUAUAUCUCUACAAACGUUUUUUCAUGCUGUGGCUGUUAUUCCUGUAUUUCUUAGCCUACUCUAUCAAUUAUUUGCAAAGAAAAAUGACAAUAAUCGUUUUAAUAGUUUCGAAAUGGAAUAUAAUUCUAUUCGGGAUGCUAAAAAUUCAAACCAAGCGUCUGAAGUUGUAGUCUUAUAA
Centruroides sculpturatus (bark scorpion) is the source of this 2613-nucleotide messenger RNA. RefSeq names its product patched domain-containing protein 3-like. The coding region runs from base 1 to 2613 and encodes 870 amino acids. NCBI's taxonomy places the organism in Eukaryota, Metazoa, Arthropoda, Arachnida, Scorpiones, Buthidae. Gene Ontology annotation, cellular component: membrane. The record is from RefSeq and is a predicted model, not a curated record. The transcript is spliced from 3 exons.